Molecule: messenger RNA, 1096 nt
Organism: Moneuplotes crassus
Lineage: Eukaryota; Ciliophora; Spirotrichea; Euplotida; Euplotidae
Source: the annotation of a GenBank genome assembly
AUGAAACAAAUAAAUAGAGAUUACUUGCAGUCGAACCCUCUUUUGGGGCCUAAACCUCAGUUUAAAAAUACCAUAAAAACUUCCUCAGUGCGUACAAAUUUUAAACUAGUGGAUGCAAGGAGUGCCUUAAGAGCUCAGAAUUUGGAAACGCUGUUUUUUAAGUGAGGGAGUUCUAACUACAGAAUGACCCCUGCUUCUCCACAAGAGCUUAAUUGAUUUUCCAAGAGAAGAGGAGGUCAAGAGAGAAAUACUAGGAAAAGAUCUUCAAAGAAUGCAACUUAUGACUUUGAAGAGUUCAGUCAGAUGAAUACCAAAAAUAACCUGACCUUGAAUCUGAAAGACAAAGAGGUUAAGUUCAACAAAAGAGCUCUUCCAAAACUCAGGGAUGGGGAAGGCCCUGUGAUCAAUGUACCUUAUUUUAGAGACUCUAAAGAGAGAUGCUUCUCUGAAGAAAAACAAGCAGGCUCAGGCUUUGACGAAGACCCAGAUUCUGUCUAUAUCAUUUUGAAGAAGCACCAAGUCCGGGAACUUUCUAAGAUAGUGGACGCUCAUAUUAAAGAGAGCAUGGAAAGCUCCAGAAGAACGAAGCCUUUUAAAAAGCAGCUAUUCAGGAGGGAGUUGAUGCCUACUUCUCUUCAAAGAACUGAGAGGCGUCAGCAAGUGCCACGCUCUCCUAUUAAAUCUACUGAAUUCACAUAUAAUCACAAGGAGGAAAAAUCCCAAAAUAUUCUAAAAAUAAUGCAGAUUUAUUUAAAAUAACAAGAAAGAGGACGCCAAUCAUUCUCUGGGAAGCAAAAAGGCUAGUAUCAUAUCAAGAGCAAGAGUUUUUACUCCUACUGAGUCUAGAAGGAGUUCAAUUAAGGAGCUUGGUGAUAGCUUCAUUACAGAGAGAAUGAACAUGAACCUAAAAGCCGAACCAAAGAAGCUUACCUUCACUCGUCCUUCCAAAAAGACAUCCAACUUCUUACAACAAAGAUUGAAGAGUUCAAAAUCUUCAAGGAAGAACAAAGUAGAUGAACUAAUGAGGAUAAUAUCAGAGGAAGAGAUUGGCCAGUACAGAAACAACAUCGUAAAUACCUUGAGCAAGGCUACUUAG